Messenger RNA from Schistocerca americana (American grasshopper), 1071 nucleotides. RefSeq lists its product as uncharacterized. The transcript has a single exon. Lineage: Eukaryota; Metazoa; Arthropoda; Insecta; Orthoptera; Acrididae. Bases 1 to 1071 code for a protein of 356 amino acids. The record is from RefSeq and is a predicted model, not a curated record.
AUGAAAGUAUGUAAAAGACAGAGGCACAUAAAUCAAUGUGAAAGGAAAAUUAAGUUGUGGAGAUUAAAGGAUAAAAAUCUGAGAGAGAAGUUUAGUGAAAAAGUACUGGAAAAGGUAAAAUUGGCAGAGAGUGUUCAGGAGUGGUGGAAAAUAAAUAGUGCUGUUAUAAGGAAGACCGGGGAGGAAGUGUUUGGGUUAACAUCUGGGAGAGGGCUGCCAAAAGAUAAGGAAGCAUGGUGGUGGAAUGAAGAGGUGCAGAAGGUUGUGAAGGAAAAGAAAGACCCUAAGAGGAAAGGGGGUAUGUCCGGAAGUGCUGAGGAUGGGCAAGCAUACAAAAGUGCAAAGAAGGAGGCAAAACGAGCCGUGGCUAAAGCUAAAUCUGAAUCAGUAAGGGAGGCGUACGAACAACUACAGAAAAAUCAGGAUAUGAGACAACUGAUACGGAUAGGCAAACCAAGAGAUAAAGCUUCUAAGGAUCUAACAGCAAUAAAACAAAUGAAACAUGAAACAGGAAUAAUUCUGCAUGACCAUGGAAAAAUAAUCCAUAGGUGGUUGAAUUAUUUUGAGAAAUUGCUGAAUGAAGAAAAUGUAAGAGUGAAAACUGAGGAAGGAGGGGCAAACGAAGGAUUAACGAUGGAUAUAAGUAGAGGUGAAGUCGAACGGGCAGUUGAAAAGAUGAAAAAUGGGAAGGCAGUUGGCGCAGAUGAGAUCCUCGCUGAGGUAUGGAAGUGUCUCGGUAAAAAGGGAGUUGAACUCCUUUGGGACUUAAUGAAGAAGAUUUGGCGUCAGGAGGAGAUGGCAGACGAGUGGAGAACUUGUGUACUGAUCCCAAUAUUUAAGGAGAAAGGUGAUGUGCAGGACUGCAGUAACUAUAGAGGUAUUAAACUGAUGGCACCCACGAUGAAAAUUUGGGAAAGAUCUAUAGAAGCAAGAUUACGCAAGGAGACUGUGGUGUGUGAAGAACAGUUUGGGUUCAUGCCUGGAAGAGGAACGACUGAUGCAAUACAUGCUUUAAGGCGGAUAGUGGAGAAACACGGGGAGCUACAAGGGACGAAAUAUGGACAAGCAUGA